Halichondria panicea is the source of this 1777-nucleotide messenger RNA. RefSeq names its product osteoclast-stimulating factor 1-like. Gene Ontology annotation, molecular function: protein binding; enzyme inhibitor activity; phosphatase regulator activity. Bases 102 to 1610 code for a protein of 502 amino acids. The record is from RefSeq and is a predicted model, not a curated record. Gene Ontology annotation, cellular component: cytoplasm. NCBI's taxonomy places the organism in Eukaryota, Metazoa, Porifera, Demospongiae, Suberitida, Halichondriidae. The transcript has 7 exons.
CAAAAGAGGGUGUGGCACUUUGCUUUGCUGUUUACUGAACGGCGGAACUGAGACAGAGAAAACUCAAGUCUGUAUAAUUUAUAAGCUUCAAUAUAAUUAUAAUGGCUACUGAACAAGACUCAGAUGCUCAAAAGAAGCUAGCCGAGGACUUAUACCAGGCUGUACGCAGUGAUGAUGUCACCAAAGUUAGGUCCCUGUUGGGACAGGGGGCAGACCCCAACCAACAGCUCUACUGGAGUGACGAGUGGGCGGAAAAGCUGCCUCCAUUACACUGGGCUUGCCUGAGGGGCUACCUUGAGAUUGUAAAGACACUUGUUACUCAUGGAGCUCAUACUGAAGAUUUGAAGGAUGUUGACAACUGGACCUCUCUCCACAAUGCAUGCUGCAGUGGACACAAAGAUGUGGUGCAGUACUUGGUGGAGAAGGCCAACUGUGAUAUCAGUGUAACUGACGAUGAUGGUGAGACUCCUCUUGACUUUGCUACACAGGCAGGUCACACUGAAAUUGCGGACUACCUCAAGUCUCUACCACAACAAUCUGCUGUGACUGGAGACACUGACUCCAGGAGUGACGAGAAUGGACCACCACCGACAAAGAAACGAAAAAGUGGCCAGCCAGUGACUCUGAGAGUGUGUCCUAACUGUGAGGAGAGCUGUCACAUUCGCUGCAAGAAAUGUCCCGAAUGUGAGCACGAGUUUCCUCCUUCCACUAAGAGCAGGGCCAAACCUGACCAGGAUAUUGUGAAAAACCCUUCAAACCUACUGCAGAUACUUCAGAAAAAGGUUGACCAACUGUCUCUGUUAGGAUUUGACAUUGUCGUACUAGUGCACAGAGAUUCAAGCAAAUCACAUGACUCCUCUACCACGUCACAUGACACGCCCAGUCGCUCACGCCACACCUACAGGAAGUUUGUCACCUCCGGACUGGCCGAGAGCUUUGUUGAAUCUCCUCUGGUGUACGGCAGUUGGAAAGAUUUCUGUAGUUCUGACAAGACCUCAACUGGACACGCUCAGAAAUCCAAGAACAAAACUAACCCACGAAAGAAAAAAGGAGUACAAACGAAUACUAAUACUACCACUCAGGAGGGGGACAGAUCACAUGAUACGAGUGGAGUGUCACAUGAUCAAAGCAAUGUAUCUCAAGACAGCAAUGGUCCCAAUACUCAAUCACAAACAGCACAAAGCUCUACUGCUCCACUCUCUAUUAGUGACUUGACACCACUCUUGACACCACUCUGGAAUACAAUAUCUUCUCUUCGCCAACAAGUGGAAUCCAUGCAGUCAGCCCCGCCCACUCACGGAUCACAAGCGUACCCUCAACACAUGUACCCCUCAGCUACUGGUUUAAUGAGCACAGGGCAAUCGACCUUUGUACCCGGGGGUGGUUCAUUCAAUACACCACUCCCCAACCAUUUCACUGGACCUUCUUCACACAGCUCAAUGCUGGGACAGUCAUCACGAUUUAAUUUGAAUCCCGUGUCCUUCCCAAUGUUUCCAUUUUCACCUGCUCCAGCAAAUUAUCGUUUCCCUUCACCUAUUAUACCGUUAGAGUCAUCUAGGCAACCAAUGAACUCUGACCCCAACACUGACUCAAUAGAUUCACAGCAAUAGAAUAAUUAAUUUGUUUUUGUUUACCUUCAGUUGGAAUGCAUAUUAUUUUGUUUUGGGGAUUUCCCCCAAUGCAUAUCAGGGAAUUUAUUUCAGUUCAAGCUUUCUAGUUUAGUGACCCUUUUGUUGUUUGUUUGGUUUUGGUUGUGAUAUUUGUUUGAGGAUCCUUA